Messenger RNA from Cyprinodon variegatus (sheepshead minnow), 2111 nucleotides. RefSeq names its product homeobox protein HMX3-A (gene hmx3a). Gene Ontology annotation, biological process: regulation of transcription by RNA polymerase II. Gene Ontology annotation, cellular component: nucleus. NCBI's taxonomy places the organism in Eukaryota, Metazoa, Chordata, Actinopteri, Cyprinodontiformes, Cyprinodontidae. The record is from RefSeq and is a predicted model, not a curated record. Bases 380 to 1303 code for a protein of 307 amino acids. Gene Ontology annotation, molecular function: DNA-binding transcription factor activity, RNA polymerase II-specific; RNA polymerase II transcription regulatory region sequence-specific DNA binding. The transcript is spliced from 3 exons.
ACGGUCUCUCCCUCCUUUUUUUCCUCCCUCCCCUCACAGUCUCUCCCUUAAUCCCAUUUGCCAUUGUACAUGCCCAAUCGCCUAUACUUUCCGCAUUUAACUUGGAUGACAUUUUUAUUUCAUCAUUAGCAUCAGACACCAGACUGACUGACACGCUGGGACGCAAAGAGGUUUUUUUCCCCCCCCGAUUCUGACGGAAACACUCCGGGAUGAGACAUGCCCCUGAUUGUCUUUUUGAGACACGCAUCAGCGCUUUAUUUCAUUAUUUCAGCCGCCGAGUUGUAAGUGUGUUUUGACGAAGCUCUACGGGGUAAAGUCGAGUUAGAAAAACAGGAACUUCAAGCACCAGGGAUAUCCAGUGUUUAUCAAAGCUGCAGCGAUGCCAGAGACUACGCAAGAGACGUGCGCUCCGGCCAAGGAUUCCCCUUUCUUCAUUAAGAACCUACUGAACUGUGACACCAAGCCUUCUAAACCCAAACCACCGCUUGUUGUCUCUGCUAAGGCGGCCAUAGAAGGAGGAUUUUCCCUUUCCCAGGUCGGGGAAUUCAACUUUCCCCGCUUUGAGGUGCCUGCGCAGAGAUUCACUCUGCCGGCGCACUACCUGGAGCGCACCUCGGCUUGGUGGUACCCCUAUACUCUCAGCUCAGCGGCUCAUCUGCACAGAACUGAAGGUAUCGAGAAAUCAGGAGCAAGAGAUUCUUCUCCAACCUCUGGCACGGACAGAGACUCCCCGGACCUGGUGCUCAAAUCCGAACCGGACACCAAAGACGACGAAGAUGAGGAGGAAGAUGAGCACAGCAACAACAAAAGCAGCGACGAGAUCAUUCUGGAGGAAAGCGACACGGAGGAGGCCAAGAAGGACGAACUCGAGGAGUGGAAGAAGCGCGACGAGGACAAGAAGCCCUGUCGCAAGAAGAAGACGCGCACGGUGUUCUCCCGAAGCCAGGUGUUUCAGCUGGAGUCCACCUUCGACAUGAAGCGCUACCUGAGCAGCUCGGAGCGCGCGGGUCUGGCCGCCUCCUUGCACCUGACUGAAACCCAAGUAAAGAUCUGGUUUCAGAACCGAAGGAACAAGUGGAAGAGACAGCUGGCCGCCGAACUGGAGGCCGCUAACCUCAGCCACGCUGCGGCGCAGAGGAUAGUCAGGGUGCCAAUUCUUUACCAUGAAAACUCUGCUUCAGAGGGCGCGGGGGGCGCAGCGGCGAGCGUGCCCGUUAGCCAGCCGCUGCUCACAUUCCCUCAUCCGGGGGUCUAUUAUUCCCAUCCCAUCGUCACAUCUGUGCCGCUGCUCAGACCGGUUUGAAAGGCGUCGCAGAGUUUUGAUGAAUGAUCUUAUCCUAACAAUAAAAAAGACAAUAUUUUUCUACAAGUCUGACACUGAAAAACAAAGAGAAAAACUCUGAAGAGACUUUCACUGUCAGGCAAAGCCUGACUUGGGGUAAUUGUGUCAUUUCCCAUAAGGUUGUUUAUUAUUAUUACUGUUGUUAUUAUUAUUAAUAUUAUUUACAUCUCAGGAGUCUGUCCACUGCUUAAAUAGUGUAUUUUCUUUUUCUUGUUUUAAACCGUGAUUGUUGCUGGAAAUACCAGUUCUGUGCGAUGCAAAAAAAGAAAGACAAAAACUUGUUUACAUAAAAGUGGCGACCAACUUAUCACCAAUUUGAUUUUUUUUUAUUUCCUUUUUCCACAGCUACAGAAUGAAUUCACUAAAUGUGAAGUAAGUGUUUUAUAUGUUUUUCUUCUUUUUGUUAAGCGUUUGACGGGGGACAAUCAAGACACUCUAGCUGUAAAAAUACCCACGUAGCUUUCUGUUUUUAAGGAGCCUUUCAAACACUCCCUCCAUACAGACAGAUAUCUUAAGCACAAUUCUCGAAAAGAAAGUUUGUUUUUGUUUUUUAAACGGGGGAUUUAAAAAAAUGCUGUAAAAGAUUUCACUGAUGUAAAAAAAAUGUAAAUGUAUAUAUUUAAAGAGGCGCAGGAGAAGAAAUUUCCUUACAAGCUUCUCGUUUGUACAGCAAAAAAGAAAACAAAAACAAACAAAAAACCAAACCAAAAAAAUAAUAAUAAUAACAAAAACGACGUUUUGAUAUUGUAUUGCUGGAUCAUAUUGUGAA